Molecule: messenger RNA, 2609 nt
Organism: Archocentrus centrarchus (flier cichlid)
Lineage: Eukaryota; Metazoa; Chordata; Actinopteri; Cichliformes; Cichlidae
Gene: sgca
Product: sarcoglycan, alpha
Exons: 11
Coding region: 104-1300 (398 amino acids)
Cellular component (GO): membrane; sarcoglycan complex
Molecular function (GO): calcium ion binding
Source: RefSeq, a predicted model, not a curated record
UCCGGAUGUUAUUAGGUAAGCGAGGCAAAAAUAGUUCUGACACGUCCUUUGGGGUGACCGAGCCCCUCUCCACUUGCUUCUGUCAAUCACAGCACAAAACAAGAUGGCAGGCUGUGGGAGCUGGGUCUUCUUUUUAACAGUGUGUGCUGCCAGUUUGUUUGGGGCCAGUGCUGAGAUCAAAGUUACCAUUCCUGUGGGGAAGUUUUUUACACAUGAGCUGCUGAGAGAGCCUUUCCAGAACGACUUUGAACCUUUGGCCAAACUCUACGCCGGCCGCUUAUACAAUGACCCCAUAAUUUUUAAGUGCAACAAGCAGAAUUUCCCAGACCUCCCAGAGUGGCUGCGCUUCACCCAAAGGCACCCCUAUGACAAUGGCUUCCUGUAUGGCACACCAACAUCUCCAGGAAAAAGUACAAUUGAGAUGUAUGCCAUCAACAAGCGGAGUUACGACACAGUCAGACACCUUCUCAUAAUCGAAGUCGUUGCAGAGAAGAUGCUGCCCUAUCAAGCCGAAGUCUUCAUCAAACUGAGAGAGAUUGAAAAAGUGCUGCCCUCUACUGUUCAGGAUGAGCUAAAGCAGGAUUUGCAGAAGCUGUGGGGGACACAGACCUUAGAAAUAAUCAACAUAACCAACGCCCUCGACCGUGGGGGCAGAGUCCCCCUCCCUCUCGCGGGACACUUUGAAGGUGUGUACGUGAAGGUGGGGUCAAAGAAGUAUUUCUCAGAUUGUCUCCGGAGGGUGCUGACUCCCCAGCACCAAAAGCAGUGCAAAGCAGAGGCCAAAGUCAAGGUCCCCGGAGAAUGCACCUUCUGCAGCAAUCCCAGCAACUGUAUCACCUGGUGCAAGACGGAGCUGUUUGAUCUGACAAAGCUGAAGCCACAGCCACCUGCUCCCACCAUGGGUUCAGGGAUUUUGGAAGCAGGAGAUGACUUCAACCCUCUAGAGUCUCCCCCGAGCAGAGACUAUUUCCCAGACUAUAUCGUGACAGUGAUUGUGCCCCUGAUCAUUGCUAUCGUCCUGUGUCUGCUGCUGGCCUACAUCAUGUUCGGCAGACGAGAGGGAGUUUCUAAAAGGAAUGCAAGAACAAACCAAAUUCAGCUGUACCACCACUACACCAUUCACGAGAACACCGACGAGCUGAGGAGCAUGGCCGGAAGCCGAGGCGUCCCUCCGCCUCUCUCCACGCUGCCCAUGUUUAACAGCCGAACUGGAGAGAGAGCCUCACCGGUGCAGUCUGACAGCAUCCCCCUCAUCAUGGCCCAGCAAGAUCCAUACAGUGACACGCUGCCCAGGAAGUGAGAUCGGCGAUGGAUCAAACAUCUCUGACAUAUGGAGUGUUAUUUUUACCCUCUCUGUGGUUCUGUAUUUGCAUUUGGAUGUUAUAAUUUUGAGUGCAGUGAACUCAUCGUGAUGCUCAAGAAACCAGUUUGAGGUUAUCUGCGUUUUGUCACAUGGCAUGCUCUCCUGCUGGAAGCCGUCAUCAAAAGCUGGCUACACUGUGGUCAUAAAGGGAUGGACAUGGUAAGCAACAAUACUCGGGUAGGCUGCAGCAUUUCAACAAUGCUCAGCUGGUACUAAGGGGUCCAAAGUGUACCAAGAAAAUAUCCCCCCACACCAUUACACCACCACUCCCAGUAUGAGCCGCUGAUACGAGGUAGAAAGGAUCCGUGCUUUCAUGUCACCGCAGAAACUGACGCUCAUCUGUCCCAUCAACGUUUUUCCUGUUUUCAGCUGCUGAAUUGUGGUGAGCCGGUGUAAACUUAGCCUGAAGUUCCUGUUCUGGGUUGACAGGAAUGGCACCCGGUGUGGUCUUCUCCGGCUGUAGCCCAUCUACGUCCAGGGUCAAGGUCCUGCAUGUUCACAGAUGCUCUUAUGCACACCUUGGCUGUAACAAGUAUUUAUGAGUUUCUUCCCUGAAGCCAUUCACCUCUGACCUCUGACAUAAGCAAGACAUUUUCACCCAGAGAACUGCUGCUCGCUGGACAAUUUCUCUUUAUUGCACCAUUCUGUGUGAACCCCAGAGAUGUUUGUGUGGGAAAAUCCCAGCAGAUCAGCAGUUUCUGACACACUCAAACCAGCCUGUUUGGCACCAACAACCAUGCCACAUUCAAAGUCACUUAAAUCACAUUUCUUGCCCAUUCUGCUCAAUUUGAGUCUCAGCAGGUUGUUUGUUUGACCGUGUCAAAAUGCCUGAAUACAGUGAGUUGCUGCCAUGUGAUUAGCUGAUUAGAUAUUUGUGUUAAUGAGCAGUUGAACCCUAAUAACCCGUGAGCGGACAGAUAAAUUUGGGCUCCCUCUCUUGGUAUUUCCCUGUCACAGUGGGUCCUAUCUUGUACUCAGGACCUUAAAUCUGUGGGUCAACAGAUGAUUAACAAGACAGAAAAUGUAAUCAGAUUUCUGCACAUCAGUGUAUAUGUUUCAUCUCCUGACAGUCCAAUCUUUUAAUAAUUGGUAUUGUGUGGCAUAAGGUCCACAUUAUGCUUUCUCCUGCAGGAGCUAAUUGGAAGGAUAUUAUCCUCCCUGACCCACUGCAUGCUUUUUGGGUUUCUUUCUUUUGCAUGUCACUCAUCCAUACCCACUUUACACCACUGAUGUUGUUUUUGUCAAU